Molecule: messenger RNA, 1625 nt
Organism: Meira miltonrushii
Lineage: Eukaryota; Fungi; Basidiomycota; Exobasidiomycetes; Exobasidiales; Brachybasidiaceae
Exons: 1
Coding region: 45-1418 (457 amino acids)
Source: RefSeq, a predicted model, not a curated record
CUGCAACACCAUCAUUUAUCCCUGCCCCACACUCUUUUGUCGUCAUGACAACUUUAGCAGAUGAGUUGGAUUUAGAUCCAGCUUUCAAUGAUUUGAGUAUGUCACAAGGACAACGUGGGGUAGGUAUGCCAAUGUCAAUGGAUAUGGAAGAAGAAGAAGAAGAUGGAUAUGAUGACAGGGCUUCAUCUUCUGUAGAAAGUUCACCAGCACGUACGAGAAGGAGAGCACCUUUUGCAAGAAGAGGGAGAGCGGCAGCAAUGGGAGGAAAUGUAUCAAGUGAUGAAGAGGAUAAUCGAGCAUCAUUGAAUAAUGAUGCUGGCUUUAGUCUAGCAGAUGAGCUAGGUGGCCAUAGACAGCGAACAAAUGGCGUUUCACUCGCCGAUGAAGUGAACGAUUCAAAUUCAAAUGAUGAAGAUCCGCGUCAUCCAACAUCAACUGAUUCAAUAGACGAUGAAGCAAGGGCAAGAAAAGAUCAAGAACAUUAUCUGGUGUCCUCAGAAAUUCUAGGAGACUCGAUUCGACAAACAGAUGCCUUUUUGCAUAAAUUAAGAAAGGUCGCAGAUACAGGCACCACAACAGCAAAUACCACAUUACCAUCAUCUACAUCUUCCAACUCGAUCACAUCUGGCGUAGCAGGGAUAGAUGACACUGCAUCAAUCGAAAAGACAGCUGCUGGAAUUGUACGUCAAUUGCGUGAUCACACACAGCUACGUGAAGGACAAGUUCGUGAAUUGCAAGAAUACGAUCGUAUCUUACGCAGAGCAUUCGAGGAAGGAGGUGAAUAUUUGAUCGCUUUGGCCGAGUCGGAGGAGAUAAGCGAAAAUCCUGGAGCAGAAGUUACAAUCUUACCGGAAGAAAGGGAUCCUCUCGGAGUUACGGCAGCAGCAGCAGCGAGUAUCAAUAGAAGAAAUCACCCUCGCGAUGAUAGUAUAAUGAGUGAUGAUGGAGAUGAUAGUGCUUUAACUGCAGUAUCGCCAUCGCAAACAUUUGCUGAUUUGAGCUUGGCAGACGAUACCGCUAAAGGAAGAGUACCUACAACGUUCCAGAAUCUGAUCGGUUUACAGCAAAGUACCAGUGACUUGAUCGUCUCUUUGGGCGCUAUACAUGAACACAGCCAGAUAGCACAUGCUUCUAUGGGCGAUGCGCAAAGAAGGAUCCGAAAUAUCCGUACUGUGCUGACGAAUUGGCAACAAGAAAUCAGAUCUAUCGAGCAAAGUCAAUCAUGGAUCGCAUCUUGGGAAUCCGGUAAUCUAUCCAAUGAUGCCGCUCAUAAAAGGCCUGACGAUAUACGUGAAUGGACUCAAGGACAUCUAGACAAAUUCCAACGAACAUUGGAUGAAGCACAUAAUCGGGCACAAGAAUUAUUAAAGCCAGUCAAAGAUCCAGUCUUGGACAGAUUGGCAGCGACGAAAGCAUGAAAUGACACAAAACUUAUUUUCACGAAUCUCUUAUUCAAUAAAUGAUACCCCAUGACACAUAUAUAUAUAUACUCACUAACAUGUUUUACAGAUUCAAUCAUAUCAUCAGCAGACUAUUGAACAGCAUUUGGGUAUGUGUAUGGGAUGACUAGAUCUACAUAUAAACAAUGAGGAUGACGAAACUUCUAUAAUUUAUCGGCUCUUGCC